Messenger RNA from Kogia breviceps (pygmy sperm whale), 2090 nucleotides. It is a transcript of the gene MYBPH, whose product is annotated as myosin binding protein H. Gene Ontology annotation, molecular function: protein binding. The record is from RefSeq and is a predicted model, not a curated record. NCBI's taxonomy places the organism in Eukaryota, Metazoa, Chordata, Mammalia, Artiodactyla, Physeteridae.
ACAGCUGGGAAUCAUUUGCUUGGGGGUGGGGCAGCCCCCUGACUAUAUAAGCCUGGACCUAGGUGUCCCAGGCACCCUGGAAGCCCAGACCCUCCAGUGCUGCUCCCUGCGUUCUCCAGCCUGACCCUCCAGCAACCUUGGCAAUGAGAGGAAAAGCCACCUGGGAAGCCCUUGCGUGUGGUCCGGAGGAGACUGCCUCUGAGUCUGCAAAUGUGCCCACCACAGAGCCCUCUGGAGAAGUGGCAGCACCGAAGUCCACCGGGGAAGAGCAGUCUCCCAAGCCACAGGAGCCUGCCCCUCAGGCGCCUGCCCCCGCAGCCUCUAAACCCACACCUCCAAGUGAAGAUGUCCCCAGUGCCCCGCUGUUGCUGGCUGUGGAGGACGUGAGUGACAGCGCGGUGACCGUGAGCUGGGAACCCCCGGAGAGGCUAGGGAAGCUGGGGCUCCAGGGCUAUGUUCUGGAACUCCGCCGAGAGGGAGCCUCGGAGUGGGUGCCUGUGAAUUCCCGGCCCAUGAUGGUGACCCAGCAGACCAUGCGGAACCUGGCUCUAGGUGACAAGUUCUUCGUACGUGUGACUGCAGUGAGCUCUGCGGGGGCUGGCCCACCAGCUGUGCUGGACCAGCCUGUCCACAUCCAAAGGAUCAUUGAGGCCCCCAGGAUCCGCGUUCCCCGCCACCUUCGACAGACCUAUGUCCGUCAGGUGGGAGAGAUGAUUAACCUGCAAAUCCCCUUCCAGGGGAGUCCCAAGCCUCAGGCCUCAUGGACCCACAAUGGUCACGCCCUGGACAGCCAGCGGGUGAGUGUGCACACCGGGGACCAGGACUCCAUCCUCUUCAUCCGCUCAGCCCAGCGCUCCGACUCAGGCUGCUAUGAGCUCACUGUACAGCUGGAAGGCCUGGAGGCCAAGGCAGCCAUCAACAUCCUGGUGAUCGAGAAACCUGGAUCCCCCAGCAGCAUCAGACUACUGGAUGUCUGGGGCUGCAACGCUGCCCUCGAGUGGACACCACCCAAGGACACAGGCAACACAGAGCUCCUGGGCUACACAGUGCAGAAGGCAGACAAAAAGACAGGGCAAUGGUUCACAGUGCUGGAGCACUACCACCCGACCACCUGCGCAAUCUCCGACCUCAUCGUGGGUAACUCUUACUCCUUCCGAGUCUUCUCGGAAAACCUGUGCGGACUCAGUGCCUCGGCGGCCGUCACCAAGGAGCUCGCCCAUAUCCAGAAGGCAGAUAUUGUUGCCAAACCUAAAAGCUUUGUUGAGCGAGACUUCUCAGAAGCCCCUUCGUUCACCCAGCCCCUGGCUGACCACACCUCCACCCCUGGCUACAGCACGCAGCUCUUCUGCAGUGUCCGAGCAUCACCCAAGCCCAGGAUCAUCUGGAUGAAAAACAAUAUGGACAUCCAGGGUGAUCCCAAAUACCGCGCCCUCUCUGAGCAAGGUGUCUGCACCCUGGAGAUCCGGAAACCCAGCCCCUUCGAUUCCGGGGUCUACACCUGCAAGGCCAUCAAUGUGCUGGGGGAGGCGUCUGUGGACUGCCGGCUGGAGGUCAAAGCCUCAGCCACACACUGAAGAGCCACUGGUGGAGGCUGUGAUGAGGAGGAAGGUGCUGCAGGCCUGAGGGUUCAGGGCAGCCAGGCCCAGAAUCAAGCUCCACGGAGGCCAGAGGUCCCAUCUCCAUAGUGAUGACUGAUGGCUUUGCUCCUUGGUAUCUGCCUAGCAGGCCCCAGGCCAGGCUUCCUGGAUACAAGGGGCCCUGGAAAGUGCAAAGAUUGGAGCGCUCCUGCAGAGAGUUGUACACUGGGCGAGAAGCAUUUGAAUAAAGGUGUGUGGUGAUACAGUGCAGGGGCCUCUGUGACAAGCACCGUCAUGAUGAGGGCGGCACUGCGUCACCACGAGGGGGUGUUGAAUGCGUCACCACGAGGGGGUGUUGAAUGUAUCGCCACGAGGGGGUCUCCACCUCUGACACCAUGAGGAAGGUGCCAGUGGGAGGGGGCUCGCAGUGUCAUGGGGGUUUUCCAGAUAUGAGAGUUUUUAGGAUCUCAUUUCAUGUGCAGAGUUUGCUACCUGAAGAGGAUAACUAUAGGA